AGACUGCGUUUCUCAUGACAGAAACACACAUUGUCAAGCCCUUCUGGACAUGGGCGCAUUGUUCUGUUGGCAAGAGUGUGCCUGAAAUCGUGUCAUAAAAUGCUGACACAUUUGUCACUCAGUGGGAUUCUACUGUAAGUGUAAAUGCAAUCCCGAGACUGCCCAGUUUAAGAAGAAGGACUAUACUAAGCCGUGUCCACAACGAACCGAAAAUGGACACCAGAAAGGGAUGGCAGGAAAGGAUGGAAGAUGUCCAGGAAGGAAGGCCACGGAGAAUAAGAGUGGCCUCUAGAGGACAAAACGCAGCUUGGCCCGCCCCACGCUUGGUUCGAGGACUGGGAUGUUCCUGGGAUUAGUUACAUUCACCUCUGGUCAGGAUGAGGUCUGAGGCAGAAGCCAGUCCCGCGGCGCUGCUCACCGCCUAGCUCAGGAAGUCAGGGCUGGGAAAAUUGAGCCUAGUCACCCCACCUGGCGACCACAGCGGAUCCGACCCGGGCUCCAGCCGCACCUGCAGCCGCUGACCACGUGACCGCCGCCAGUUCCAUGGAUCAAACACAGAGAGGAAUCCUGGGCCAGCCCGGGCCAGUCCCCACCACCCAGCCCAAGAAGAAAAGGACGUCAGUGAUGUCUUUCUUUUCCAAGGUCUCUUGGACACUGAGGUUCCAGAAGCGGGAGUCUCUGAAGAAUGUGUUUUCCAUCUUGGCAGAAAGAGCCCAGGACCCCAACGCUAAAAAGCGCCACAUGGCAAUGAGAGGCCUGGGAACCAUGGCCAGUGAGACCCCUGACAAGGUGAGAAAGUAUAAGAAAAUUGUCCUAGACCUGCUGGUGCAUGGAUUGUAUGACCCUGUGAGUGCUGAAGUCAUCCACGAGAGCUUGAAGACACUGACCAUCAUUUUGGGCAAGAUCCAGGGGAAAAGUCUAGGCUCUUUCUUCGUAGACAUCACUCUCCAGACCAGGACUUUAUUAGAUGAUGAGAAUGACAGCAUGAGAUACUCAGCCUUCGUCUUGUUUGGCCAAUUGGCGUCCUUUGCUGGGAGGAAAUGGAAGACAUUUUUCACCAGCCAGGUCAAGCAGACUCAAGAUUCCCUCCUGAUACAUUUACAGGACAGAAAUCCCCAGGUUGCCAAGGCUUGCAAAACAACAUUUCGAGCCUGUUCUCCAUAUCUGAAAGAAAGAAAGGAAACCGGCUUCCAGACUGAAGAAGAUCAAAGGAACCCUAAACUCUGCCGGCAGCUGAGCCACUAUCAUCCCGAGCUCCUGCAGUACUUCUAUGCAAAUAAGAUUCUGUAAACACAGAGCCACAGGGAAAUUGUUCCAGUGAAGCCAGCCGCCAUGUAAGAAGCCAGAUUACCAGGAACGAAGAAGAAUGUCUGAGAUCACCGUUUUGGAGGAAAGACCAGGCUAACUGUGUGGGAUGCCACGUGGAGAGCUGAGGAACCCAAUCCACAGUGAAGUCUGAGGUCCAGGCGCAUGACGCACGUUGGCCGUUCCAGCCAGACUCCGGCUAUCCACGUGACCCAGCUAACACCAGCUGUCUCCAUGAAGCCCAUCCCAAAUUGCAAAAUUGUAAGCAAGGGAAUCAAGUGAUUGCUGUUUUAAAUCGCUAACUUCUGGGAUAGUUUGUCACUCGGCAAUAAGUAACCAAAAGAGAUUCCUAAUCACUAAUUUUGUCAUUUGGCCAGUUUUGUUUUGCUCUUAAUAAGUCCUCUUUGAGUUUAAACUGUAUUUCUAGAAAGUUAUAUUAUGAUGGAAUUCUGCGGUGAGAGCAAGGGAUGCCUUUUUUGGACGUUCUUGGACCUUUGGAUGCCUUGUUCUCCUUUUUCUAGCUCACCCUGUGCAUCACAGCACCCGGCGUGCAGCAGCUGAUCCAGAAACAUUUGCUCAGUGACUAAAUAGUUGCAAAUUGUAGGGGGAACAGCGUCCAAAGUAGUUUGCUACUCUGGGAUCUUAGCCAUGGGCUCACACUCUUCCUUUCCAGCUUUUUCUUCUGUUACUCUUUUUGCUUUAGCCAAGUUUGGCUCCUCUCUCUUUAAACCCUUCUUGGUCUCUUAUGCUCCUUUGCCUUUGCUCAGUCUCCUCCUUUUGCUUUGAAUUCCCUCCCCCCAGCCAUGCAUACUCCAGGCACACCCCCACACACAUCUCAGGUGUAUAUCUUCUCUGUACUUUAAGACUGA
Mustela erminea (ermine) is the source of this 2174-nucleotide messenger RNA. It is a transcript of the gene MRO, whose product is annotated as maestro. The transcript is spliced from 10 exons. Gene Ontology annotation, cellular component: cytoplasm. NCBI's taxonomy places the organism in Eukaryota, Metazoa, Chordata, Mammalia, Carnivora, Mustelidae. Bases 544 to 1290 code for a protein of 248 amino acids. The record is from RefSeq and is a predicted model, not a curated record.